AUGCCACAACACUCCGUGCAUUUUCUCAUCGUGUUGCUACUAGUGCUGCUAUCCUCAUCAUCGCCUAGUUUUUUCCUUCUUUCCUCUUCAUACGCCACAACCGUUCCCAAAUUUUUCAAAUGUCCUCUCUACACACUCCAGACCAAUCACACCAUUUACAAGAGUUUUAAUUAUUUACAUCCGAAUUAUAUUCUGGAUCCUACAUUGGAAGCAGAAUGUGCAGUCAUUCCAUUGGCAUUGGAUCCUUCACAACCCUAUACUCCGUUCAAUCGUAUUGAAUUAUUUGUGAAACGAGUGAAAAUUACAAGUGAAAAAAAUUCAUCUCGAACCUCCAAUGAUGUGAAACAUUUUGAAAAAUUAGAGAAGGAAUUGAAUUCACUUUGGAUUUUACCAGGAAUCUCUCCGACUUAUUCUGUGAAUUACAACCAUUAUCAAUCCAACGUUUCUUAUCAUUCGUAUUUUUUGGACUCGUUGUCACCGGCGACUGCAAGUUCAGUGUUUUUUGAACCGUUGUUGGAUCGCUUGUCCACAUUGAUGAAAAUUCAACAGCUCCCUUUUCAAUAUAUUUACACGCUGGAUCAUCGUGGAGUGGGAGCGAGUCAGAGAUUGAGUUGCGUCGCGUCACAAGCAGAAACAAAUGGAUCCAUCUCUGGAAAAUUUAUUGACAUUUACAGUGAAUUGAAAAAUUGUGCUGUAUCGAAUUCUGAUUCAAAUUAUUUAUUUUCAUCUGUAAAUGCAGCUAUUGAUGUCGUCUCACUCAUGAAAAUGUUACAUUCGAGCAAUGAAGGAAUUUUCCUUUAUGGAAACUCUUAUGGAACUGUGUGGUUGAGUCGAUUCAUGAGAUAUCUCGAAUUGAAUCAAGCCAACGUGAUGGAUUUAAAUAUUCGAGGUGUUGUGAUGGAUGGUGUCAUGGCCACUGUGGAUUCUUCUUCUGCUACUACAUUAUUGAAACGUUUCACAUUUGACCAAACCAUGCUCUAUCAAAAUGAGGCCCUUGCAAAUUAUUUGAAAUAUUGUGACAUGCCAUCGAGUAACCAAACAAACGUGAAGAAAAAUACCUGUCAAGAAAAAUUACAACAAUUUUAUGAGCAAACUGGUCUUACAACUGCCAUUUCUCUCCUCCAAAAUACCAUUCAGUUAAUUUAUGAAAAUGGAACUAUGUGUGAACCAAUGCUUGAUAUUAUUGACAAUGCAGAAUAUUUCCGACAAUUACUGACUCGAUUGUUAUCGAAUGAAUAUGAACGAGUCCUUAUUCCAGCAAUUUUAUAUCGAUUGAAUCGAUGUGAUAUGGAUCUGGAUGUCCCAACUCUUCAACGAAUUUUCUCAUUCAUGAUCGAAAGAAGAGAAGACAACAAGAAUGCAUAUAUGGACUAUCCACUUUCACAAUCUCCAUUAUUAGGUUACAAUAUUAUUUAUUCUGAAAUGUGGACGAAAAAUAUAACCUUGCACCAAAUGGAAAUACUUUAUAAUCAAUCGAUUGGAGCCACUCGAGAUGCUCUCUCCUACAAGACGGCUCUUGAUCUUUCACAAUGGAAAACCUAUGACCUAGAUCCUCAAUAUGACAAUGUUGCAUUUUCCUCAAACGUGCCAAUAUUAAUGUUGAAUGGCGAAUUGGAUCCAUUGACGCCUGUGGAAGGAGCUCGAAAUCAAUUUUCACACAUUCACGGAAACUCGGUCAAGUUCAUUGAAAUUCCGUUUGGAGCUCAUUUCUCACUGUUCAACACACCCAUUCAAAAUUCAACUCUGGAUUGUGGAUUACAAAUUCUCAUCAACUUUCUUUCGCACGCCAAUGUUUCUCAACUGAAUUUACAAUGCCUUCAAGAAUUGAGUUUUAACUUUACAGGAUCACCUAUCGUGAAUUUACAAUUGGCUGGAGUUUUAAAUAUUUAUGAAGACAUGUAUGAAGCUCCAGAGCCUCCUCUAGUCUUUAGCAUGUUUUUAAUGAUUGGAAUUGUUUUGGCAACCUUUGUCGUUGCAUUAUGUGCAAUUAUAUUGUUAACCUAUGCAUUGAUUGAUCUAAAGAUUAGAAUGAAAAAUCAAUUGGCCUAUGUUCGCAUCAAUCAAUAA
Messenger RNA from Naegleria lovaniensis, 2067 nucleotides. RefSeq lists its product as uncharacterized. The record is from RefSeq and is a predicted model, not a curated record. NCBI's taxonomy places the organism in Eukaryota, Heterolobosea, Eutetramitea, Acrasida, Naegleriidae. Bases 1 to 2067 code for a protein of 688 amino acids. The transcript has a single exon.